UGGUAUAAUACAACAAUAUAUUUGCGGCAACUGAAAAAAUAGCGAGUUGAUUUCUUCACACGCAUAAAAUACUGACAAUUUAGCAAAAUGAGGAGCGGCGAGUUCUUAAUUUUAGUCGUAUUCGUCGCCACUUUGAUUAGUGUAGAGGGCGCUCCACAAGAGGAAGAUGAAGCAGCUGCUGCCUUCGUGGCACAAUCUGCCGAUUUUAGAGACGCAAGGCAAACGUCGUCGUUCAAACACAACAUGCGAAGGAGAAGUCUUAAAGAAUUGAUGAUGAUUAGAAAAUACGUGCAAGACGAACUUGAAGAGGUCAACAGGGCGAUACGGUGGAAAUCCAACUUUAGGGCGCAAGCAGCUGACGACGGUAACGACUACGGUGAAGACGAUGGUGAUUACGGCGAUGAGUAACAACAAAGCAUAUACGAUGCGGGGAUGGUUAGAAAAUUUGUCCCUAUUUAAGAUGGUUUAUUUCUGGUUAUCUAUACGAAUAAACACGCUUAAGACGAAC
This is a messenger RNA of Cylas formicarius (sweet potato weevil), 508 nucleotides long. RefSeq lists its product as uncharacterized. The record is from RefSeq and is a predicted model, not a curated record. The transcript is spliced from 5 exons. The coding region runs from base 88 to 408 and encodes 106 amino acids. NCBI's taxonomy places the organism in Eukaryota, Metazoa, Arthropoda, Insecta, Coleoptera, Brentidae.